Messenger RNA from Porites lobata, 18281 nucleotides. NCBI's taxonomy places the organism in Eukaryota, Metazoa, Cnidaria, Anthozoa, Scleractinia, Poritidae. The record is from the annotation of a GenBank genome assembly.
AUGCCGAUUUCAUCUUUUCAUGGACUGAGAAAAAACUCAAUUCCUACAAAACCAUGGAACAGCACAAGAAGUUCCCCUCAGAGGAGCAGUCCCACAGAAACAAGAAAACGGUCAAUCUUUGGUGUGCCGCAGUUGUGGACUUCAAAUGAAUUUCAGGACGCGUUUGAAGAUGACCAGGAUAUUGAAAGAUAUUACAACAAGUGUAGUGGUUCGCCAGUUGUUAAUCAUACGCCGAAAAGCCGUGGAAAAACAUUAAGAAAACCCUCGUUAAAUUCUCAACCAAAUAGCGCCCGUAUAAAGAGAGUAGGUCUGAAAAGACGCGAAACGUUUCCAAAGUUUUCGGGGGAGUGUUCGCGUCGCAGUGAAGCAGCAAAAGUUUUGAGAAGAAGUCAAACAGAUCCGACAAUUUUUCCUGCUGAUAAAAAACCCAGAAAAGACAGCUAUAAACCUCUAAAAAGGCCGUCAUUGUUGUGGACUGUCAGCAAGAAAGAAGAAAAUUCUUCAGCCAAAUUUCGCAGACGAAAAGUAAGUUUAUACUCAUUCACGACCAGUCACUAUACAUACGAUAUAUUCAAGUAUAACUUGUACACUACACGAGAUUUUUACGUGAUUUAUUAAAGCCGGUCAUCCAAGACCCCAAUCUCUCAACUUGCAAACUGGCAGCAUCCGGACUAUUUAAUUUUUUCCAUGGUUUUGAAUUUCUAAAUUUAAUCCCAAAACUCGUAAACAUAGCGAUAAAAAUACCGGCUUAAUGUGGCAUAAACACUAAUAUUAUUGAUUGAGAUGAUGAAACCGCUUUGCUUUGUCAAAUUGUUUUGAUUUCAGGUUGCUACUGAUUCUGAUUGUUGUAACGCGUAAGAAAGGAUUCAGAAUUUGGACUUACUAUCUGCUGAAAAAGACUGAAAUCAUGUAUUACUAACCCGAAAUAAAUAGAGGGACUAAAUUACAAAAGGUCGAUUCUCAGACAUCAAUUGAAGAACCAAAGAAUUAUUUAUAACCACACAAUCCUUUCAGCGGAAGAUGUAAAACAAUAUAUAUGGACAACACAUGUGGAAUUUCUUUUGUGAGCCAAUCGCUGGUUCACGAGAAAUAAUGGAACCUGAGAACAACAAAAAGUUUGUCCUAGGGAUAAUGGAAUAGUGUUCUUUUUUGGUGUUGGUUGGGGGGCGGGGUUGAAUCCAUAAUAUAGAAUAACGAAAUAACGUUUUCAUUGCUCGAAUAUUGAGUAGAUUUAUCCAAUGCAAUAAUAACUUUUUGUCUUUACAAAAAAAACAACAUUUCCAAAUUCCAAUUCGAUCCGGAAUGCUCGAGCGUUUAAUACAGGAGCCUCGGGCUCUGGAGAUUGGGCAACCACUCCUCACGCUAUCGAGCUUAAAUAAAAUUGAUUUAAUUUAAUUUAAUCUGAAUCAAGAGAGAAUGGAAUAACGAAACAUUUCCCGCUAAAAUAAUGAACUUAUAAAAAUCCUAUUAUAGCUCUUCACUCCCUGCUAAGUUUAUGUCGGAUUUAUUCAGCAAGUCGUGAUGUUUGUUGUCAAAUGUUUUACUGGCCUAUUGUAGCUACUGAGAAAGAAGGGCUACGCUAGAUCUAAAAGAGUGCCCUUUUAAUGCUAUAUUUUUCAAUGUGACCUUAGGAGUUCCACCGGACUGUAAGGUCUUUCGACAAAAUAGGGAAAAUGUGAACAAAAUCUCAUAAUUUUCAUUGCAGGUGCGUACAGUUACGUGUGAGAUUUUAUUAAAGAAGCUAGGAGAAGCAAAACCGUUACAAAAGGCGCUGCUUUUGAUUAGACUCGUUACCAAAUGAGAAAAAGUUGGAAGAAUUUUUCAGUUCCACGAAUCAGACAACGAAAAAAAGGGAAACUAUUUAAUUAAAGAACUUUUCUAAUGCAUUAUGAUGCUUUUUAGCACGUGACCAUCCAGUACUAAAUAAUAAGGCAAAACUCAUGCUUUUUUGACGAUGUUCAAUUACUGAAUAAAAAAACUUCCGCCCUGGACUUUUAUUAAUUGAAAUUACAAAUUGACACUGGCUUAGGGUAACUGCCAGUUAUUUCUGACUAGUGUUUCCCACGCAGGCCUGCCGGAUCACAACAUGAAUCUUAGUCAAACUCUAAUGUAUGGUCCACAUUGCUCAAAUCAUUUGCAAGGUUCUCCUCAGUGCGAGUCUCACUUUUAAUAUUUUUCAGUUCGCUGCCUUUUUGCAUUAAAUCAAGCUCUCCUGUUGACAUUUUUAAAGACAUAUUUUUUAAAUAGUGUGUCUCCCGGGUUUUACUCCUGUCUGUUUGACUGAUUCGUGCUCAAUCAGCUCAUUCUGGUAUCUCUUCUUCAGCUCAAGUUCAUGUCAAUGUUGUUGUUGAGUGUUAGUUGAUGAAGCUACCGUACAUAAAUUACUAAAGGGGCUAAAGGGGCCGGGAGCCACGCGCGCGGUAGCCUGAGAUCAUGCUCUCUUCUUGUUAUUCCCAAGGAAAAAAAUGCCUGAUCGCGCUUACGACGGACGAAAGUUCAGGGACGCAAAUGGCCUUAAAACCUCUAAUAACCCAAGCUAAGAGCAGGCUCCUGGCUAGACUAUAAAAAUCUAGCACAUGGCCCCGAGGCUUUCUGGUUCAGUAUAUUUCCAGGCUAUAUUUUUGUGAGGUUUUCUGUACUUGGUAUUACGAGACAAAGAAAUAGUGAAGUAUUGGCAAUUUUGUCAGAGCCGUUGCCAGAAAAAAAUUAUGACCGAGGCAGUGCCCAUGGUUACAUUCUUUUCCCAUGUAUUUAGGGUUUCACGCGCGCGUAAUGACUGAGGCAAGUGCCACGGUUUGUCUCAUACUGGCUACGGCCGUCAAGCCACGGAGCCUGCCUGUGUACAGUCGCUCUGUCGCCUAAAAAAAUUGGUGGAUACGCGCUACCUCGCCCGGGUUAUGUAAGAGCUGUUUAGUAUGGUAUGUAGGUGGCCCGACUUGCGCGCACGUGGUUUACUGAAACCAGCAGAACAAGGAUCGAUCUUUUCCUGUAAAAAUCAUAUUUUUCGAAAAUACACUGUAUAAGGUCUAUAAUUGGCUCUGCCGAUAGUUGGAACAUUUUACAAAUGGCAGGAAAUGGAUAUUUUAUUGCUGUUAAAUUUCACCUUGAGGAUAGGUUAUAAAACCGAGUGAAGAAUGAGAGACCAUGAUCAAAGGCUAUCAUCAAGUUAUACUUAAAAUGUUAAGACGGGAAACAGAUCCUGACGGCAAUGCGAUUAAUAUCAAAGUCUGAAGCAGUUUGUCAACUUAAAUUUUAUAUAUUAGUUGUUAUUGUACUGAUCCAGGUCUACAACUGUGAGAUCCGGCACCACGCAACAGUUCGUCGUUGUCAGUGGGCUUGCUGCUAUUUAAUGUUAUAAACAGCGAUUAACUCUACAUUUAUAACAAGGAAGUUUUUUUCACAAAAAUAAAAGCUAUUUGCCAUCAGUCUCGUCCCCAGGACGAGGCGGCGGUAAAUGAGCCCGCCUGAUAAACUCAGCUUGUAAUCGAUGUGAUCAAAUGACUUGAGGCAUUUGAGCGUGACAGCACUGAGCAAUAUCACGAAGGUAAACAACAUUGCUGCAAGAAAGUUACUACUGUUUUAGAGGGAGGCAAUUUAUUUAGGAUUCAGGUGGGAUAACUGUUUAGUUGAUUUUUGAAUUCUGCUCCUUUGCGAGGACAUUGUGAGUAUGGUUUAAUGUUGAGCUUAUUUCGUGCAUGAAGCGAGAGACUCGCGAGAAGCUCGUGUCAUAUUUUUUUCAGCUUUGCGUGUUAUUAAAAUGAUAGUUGUGGAGAACAUUUGAGAGAUAGUGAGCUUAUUAUGAAGUAACAAGUUUACAAUAUCAUCCAUUAGUUUUCAAGAGAAGAUUGCUCGGCAGGGAUCCUGGUUCUUUCAAUAAUAAUCUUCCGGUGUUGUAAGUCGUUUUGAGCAACCUUCCGAUAGUGCGAUGAACCGUAAACUAUCCUGACAAUGAAGUUUAGUUUUAAUAGUCGUGUGUUGUUAUGAAUGUACCUGCGUUAACAUUUUCAAGAAUGUAUACGUUCAGAAAAGUAUUAACAUAUAAAGCCUACUGUGAAAAACAAUGACAGUUUGAGUAAUAUACUACGAAAUAUUAGCGCGAUCAUAGAUGCCACCGCGAUGUUCAAUUUCAUGGUAAUUUGUCGCCUUCGCUCGAGCUUGCAAGCUAUCGAAGUUACAUCAUCCUAAGUAAUGGCCUAGAAGCGAAUAAUUUCAAGUAAAAGGACGUUUUACGUUUGAUAAAACUUGCGCUCUGUAAGUCGUGUUUCGUCCGGCCCAAUGGCGCGCAAUUUUCGUGAACUUCAGAGGAAACCGUGAAUUUGGCAAUUUGAAGCGUCCACGUCGUUGUUAAAGUUAUUUCUUAAUACCUUUAACUUGUCGUGUAAAUUUAGUUUAGUAUUUGCCUGGUAAGUGUCUGUUUAGACUUUAAAUAAAAAUUUUAUUGUUUUUCGCGCGCCUGAAUAAACGUUACGCAGCAAAAUUCGAUGUUGCUAUAGCGAGAAGGUCCAUGUUGACUUAUGAAAGUCAUGUUUAUUCCGCAUUCACCGUAGGUUUCAAUUUUCAUUCAAUUUCUAAUAUAUUAUAAAUUAUGAAGGAUUAGUAUUUGGGUACUAACUUAUCUUUGUAAUCUCAUUUUUAUAGAUCAACAAAAGCCAUUCUCCGCCGUCUUCCAGUUCCCCUGACGGAAGUGUAGAUAGCAGUUUCUCAAGAAAACGACCGAGGCAGGGCGAUAAAGUCGUUUGCAUUUUGAAUAAAACACCACAGCUCGGGAUUUUAAAGUACAUAGGCACGACUCAUUUUGCAGAUGGCGAAUGGUGUGGCAUUUUAUUAGACGAACCCUGUGGGAAAAACGACGGAUCUGUUCGUGGAGUUCGAUAUUUUCGUUGUAGAAACAAGUACGGAAUAUUUGUCCAUUCGCACAAGGUAAAACGCGCCGAUGAAACAACUCUUUCAAGGUUAAAUUUGUUGGAUGGAUUUUCUAGUCCCGCAUCAACAGAAAAACCGGAUGAAAAAGGUCUAGAUACCACUAUAUCUAGGAUGUCUUCAAGCAAUGUGGAUAAAAUCAGUGGCGGAAACAAUAUUUAUAAUCACCCCGACGUGAAAUCUUUGAGGUUAACCAAGAAAAAUCGGUCAGUUUCUUUGGAUAGAAUUCUAUUCCAGAAAACCAAACAGCUGGCGAAAAGUUUGAAUAUUUUUAUACAGAAUGCUACCGAUAAGGGUGAUAAGAACAGCUGGGAUCCAAAUCGAAUUAACCGUUCUGUUUCAUUGCCUAAAAUCACCAAGAAUGGCCACUACAGUUCUACCGACGAUUGCUUGGCAGGCGAAAUGGCCCCUUUAGCAAAAGGUGAAAAUAUCGUUAAGGAAGAACGAAGCACUGCCAAUGGAGAGCAGAAAGGUUUUAAUAGAACCACCAACAGUACUUUUGAUUCUGGCUGUGAAAAAGAAGAUCUAAACGGUUCAAGAAAACCUAGUGAGUGUCAGGAUGGUUCAAAACAUUGUAAUUCUAGCAGGAGCCAAAAUGUUCCCAGAAGCGUGACUGCUGUGCCCAAAGUGGGUCAUGCUGUUUCUUUGGACACCCAUUUGUUGAUGGAAAAUGGACAGUUCACUUACACAGCAACUGACGCCAAUGAUGAAUUAAGCUGUCAGUCACAUUUUGGAAACAAGGAUGAUCCAUUUUUACAAGGACGGCAUUGUAGCUGCCCCAGUCUUCAUAGUGAUGACCAUUUUUCUGAAGCUAUAAAAACAUGCCUAAGCCUGGGACGAGCAGAAAGGCCAGUCAUUCAUGAAACAAAUGGAGAAACUGAAGCUACAUUAGAAACUGCACAAGUUUCUGGUUUCUCUUUUAAUCAUGGAGUUCAACCACAUUCCCAGUCUGAAGCUCUGGAAAAAUUAUUUCAGAAAACUGAAAUCGGUAGGAGUAAAUCUUCCAGUUCAAGAGAUGCUGACCUGGGAAGGAAAGGUAGCUGGCCAUGGCUGACUUCAACUCCUAAAAGCUCACUCAGAAGUUAUGGUAGCAGUGACGAUAUUAAUAGUGGAGACAUGACUGGCAAUGAUAAUGUUUUGGAUGAAGGUUAUAGACCAAUACUGGCACAUGCAAAACUAAUAUCAAGUCAUUUAGCUGAUAAGAGCUUUCGAUUAGAGAAAUCUGGCACCUUUUCAGGAACUGGUGAUAUCGUUGUAGAGAGUAAAGAAGCAGGGCCCGUGUCUUCUGGGAAAGACAGUGUUGAUUCAAGUUAUGCCAACAGCCCCUCCGGGUCUCAAGGUUCACUUUCAUCUACGGGAACAAGUGAUAGUAAAGGAAAGAAAAUACCUGCAAAGAAUAGAAUUCCUAUUAAUUCUGCAAAAAUUCCUGGUUCAAAACCAAGUGGCAUACAUGCACCAAAAUCAAUACCAAAGCAAUCUAAAUUAGAGCAAAUUCGACAACAGCAACAUAAUCGUAAGAGUGCUUUACCAUCAGCAGUCAAAAAAACACAGCUGGCAGAUCAGACUACUGCCAAUCCAGGAAAGAAAACUGACAGUAAAAUGACAAAAAGACACACACUGGCCACAGUACAAGGUGUGAAAACAUCUGUACCUCGGCCAUCUGUGUGCAAGAGACCUGUUAGUGAUGGAGUGGCAAGUUUAGUUGGGAAUUCAGACAAAGAACUUGACACUAUGUCAAAACUGCCGGUCAAGAAAAUGUCAAUGCCUCAGUUUUCAAAGCCAUCAACUGCGCUUCAUGAUGAGAAGAAUUCCAAAGCUACUACCUUGAUUCACAAGAGACAUAGUGUUGCUACAAGUCGACCCCCUACAGCACCUCUUGCAAAAGGAAACUCCUCUGUGGCAAGAUCCAAUUCCAAAACCCGAAAGCCGAGUGACGUUAAUGUUGUUCAGAAGUCUGAAAGCAAUGAUCAAGGAUCAGGUGUUGUUAGACAAAAGGUAACAGGUGCACAGCAGACACCUUCAGCAUCUGCGGGUCUGAAGGGUGUGGCAGCAUCUGGUCCCAAGUCUCAAACAUCACAUGCUAUCCAGUCAAGCAACCUCCCUAAAGGUAACUUAUGAGAGGGCUCUUUCUGAACUGGUCAUAGAUAUCUGUCUGUUAGUAAGUUUAAUUUUUUCACCUGUCGUCCCUACCAAAUUCUCGUCACUAAUCUCUAUGCAUUUAUUUUACAGAAUUAGUCGGGAAAAUUUGAUGACAGAGUAGAGCAUUUUUUCUUGUGGUGAUCAUUUUACUAAUUCUCAGAAACCUCUUCUCUUGAUUACCAAAAAGUGUACCAAUUGAUACGUUAGAAGAAAAUUGGUGUUUGUCCCUCUUGGGGCUUAAAAGGUUAAAACAAUAUGAUUUGUUUGCAAACAGACAGGUCUUGUUGGCUGGUUCUGGCAUACAUAAUAAUGAACAUGAAAAGUGACCAGUUAGGUCACAGUUUGCAUGCACAUGAAUCAAGUGUGUUUUAAGUGACUUAGAAAUGUUACAAUUUAAUCACUGGAUUGGUUCAGUUUCUAUCCUUGUUUUAAGUGUCCAGGGUGCAAAGAAAAUCAUUUUUACAGCUAGCCAUUCUGGCAAGCUGAAGCUAGCAUUUACUAGCUCAGACUUCAUUUCAGCUAGCCCCAAAUACUUUUUGACUAGCAGACUUGAUUUCACAGAUCUUCUGUUAUUCGAAUUCCUCAAAAAACAUUACUUGCCCAUUGGGCAAGUUAGAAACAGAAUUCACUGGCUGGAUAGCAAAAUCCAUCAGCCCAGGGCUAUCGAACACUACUUUCUUUGUACGCUGAGUGUCAUUUGCCUUUGUUUUGUAAUAUAUUAUGAUAAUAAGUUUGCAACAAAGGAAAACUGAUAAGGAUAAAAUUUAACCAAAAAAUAACAGGAAAUGGUUAUCUCCUGCCAGCCUGGUAACCGUAGCAAUAGGGAUCAGCUUAUGACACACAUGAAUACUGGUAACAGCAAAUAAUAUCCCUUAAAUUAUUCCAGGAUUAAGGAGAUUUUAAAAGAGUUAGACAUGAGUAAGAUGGUCUAAAGACUUAGUUUGUUAUUUCCUCUUUAGCCUUUGUUAAUGAAAUGUGCUUGUUUUUCUCAGCUCACCCGUACUAUGAAGUUUUCCAUCUAUUUAUUUAUAGCAAAUUGCUCAUAAAUCCCUUUUAUUUAUAAGCUUUGACGCUUAUUUACACGCAACUAUUUUUAUGCAGUUUCUGUUUGCAAAAAGGGUUACCUGUGAUUGUUAAAAAAUUGAUUUUGAAGCUAUAUAAGCAAACUUUAAGCCCUUAACUUUUUGCCAAAAAUGAAAGGUUGAUUGCAAUUUUCAAGUAGAAGUGUGAAAAAUUGAUGAACAAACAUACUGUACUUUUGUUACACAAAAACUAUACUAAGAUGUCUAUUCUUUAGAUGUUAAUAGAUAUUGUUUCAAAAUGCUGACAGAAAAAACAAAAAUAUCAUGACCACAAUGACCAAAAAAUGAAAUUAUUUUAUUCUAUACCAUGGCUGGAAUUGUUUUUAGUUGGCUCUUUGUUCACAAAAUUUUGUGUUCAGGGUGAUUUAUGACAUCUUAUGUCAACUUUAAAAUUAAUAAAAGUGCCAAGUUGCCCAUGCCAAAAACAUUGUGUCCAUAAUAUUAAAAGCAUCAUAAGCAUUUGAAAGAAUUCCAAAAUGUAGAGAAAUACCCGGUAAAUUAUAUCACAUGACAUAGGAAUUCUUUCUGUAUUUACCAGUUUCAUUUCUCCUACAUAACAUGUAUUGUCUUGUAAAAAAAUCAUUGGUACUAUUUCCAAAAUGUAUUACAAAUUUGCAAAUUAUAUAGAGAAGUCACUUGAAGAGAAAUUUAUAAGCUAAUGUAGCAACAAUGUCUCUUAAAUAUGGUUUACCAUAUACAUGCAAAGCAUACUUUUGUUACAGUAAACUUCUGUGUAAUAUUUGAAGUUUGAAUGGAGAUAGCAAUAUAAUGCCUCUCAAUUUGAAGAGAGUUUUUGUCACGUGAAAUUGACUAUUAAAAUUUUAAUUUAUUUGGGCUGAAAAUGCUACUUUGUUAGUUUAUUCAGAUAUCUUUGCUUUCAAAUCCUCCCUGAUUAAUGUAUGUCCAAAAAUAGGUCAUUCUUCUUAGUAAGGCCUUUGUCAGCGGAGAUUCAAUUGACCAAAGAUGUGUUAAUAUAAGGGUUAUUUUAAAAUUGAUAAACAUGGUAAUGAAAGCUCUGUUUUAAUCCAUGCUUUGGUGGUUUAGCGAGACUUCCAAUGUAAAAGUAUGAUAUGUUGUAUUUGGGCACAGAAGUCUCACAUCCACUAUUACUAGUCACUUACUUUGAACAUUUUGCUUGGAUCAUACCACUUAUAGAAAUAUUAUCUGCCAAAUUAAGCCAAGUCUUAAAAACAGAAGUACCUAUUGGUCAAUAAUGCUGUAGCACAGCUGGUAAAUUUGUAAAUUUUAACUACAGAUAUUACUACAGGCAGUCUUUACAAUUUCUUUAAAUGUUUUAUUUAUAAGUGGUUUUAAUUUCAUCCAUAAUUGAUGUUUUUCUAGUAUAUAAGCUUUGAAAAUAAUUUACUUUAAGCUUUUGUUCUUCCAUGGAAAGAGUUAUAAACUAUAAUUGUGAUUUCUCUACUUUUUCUGUGAUGAAUUAAGUGGGACAUGAAAGAUCCAGGUUGUUGUCGUUUUCUGCUUCGAUAUUUUUGCGAAAGGAAAGAAGCAAAGUCUGAGACAAGUAAAGUUUACAAUGAGCUGGAUGAUACAGUGUCAGGUAACAAAUUGAAUCUCUGGAUGAAUGCUAGUGAAGUGUUAAACAAGUUCUUAAAUUUGUAUUACCGGUACUCAUGGUAAAUGGGUUGAUUUGGUAAUAAUAUUUUUGCUUCAUAAUAAGUUUAAUGAUUGUUUCUCUGUAUUAUAGAGAAUUAUGAUUUCAAGAUUGUUUAAUGCAAAACAUUAAAGAUAGCUUUGUGUGAAAAAUUAUCUAAAAAAUUAUGCUUGAUGGUUGUCGCAUGUCAGCUAAUAAAAAGACACUAGUGAUGUUUAAGAGUUUUUAUUUAUCUCCUACAGCCUUAAAAAAUAUUAUAGAAAAGUGAAGAAAAGUGAGUUGUUUAAGGUGGCAAUAUUGUUUGUUUAAUGAAGCAAUUUCUUUGACCACCUACCAUAUAAAAACAUUAUUGAAUCUUCUUAGUUUUGAAAUAUUUUGGUCAACACAUUUAAGUUAGUAUGGUGUUAGUUGGUGCAUGAGUCCAUUGUUGUUUACACAGAAUUUUUCAUUCCAGUCUUUAUAAUGUUUUCAUUGUGUUUUUUUGUGGGGGAAGGGGAGGGUAGUGCUUGAAAAGUUUAAAAAUCCGUUGAGAUGAGUGAAAAUCUUAGUAGCAACUGCUAGAAACACUCUACCAACUUAUGUGCUGCUGGAUAUGUUAGCUGGAAAAAGUAAAUAACAGAGGCUAUCAUUUUGAAGCUGAAUUAUUAAUUACAUACAGUAGUUAAAACUGAAUUUGGGUGAUGUAAAGUUUUCUGUAAAGUAGUCUUGUGUUUGCAGUCUCAGAGGUAGAUUUCAUAAUAACCUUUCCAGCAUGGUAUUUCGUUCAGAAGAACACAUAACUACAGUAUUUUACCCAAAUUUAUUUAUGAAAUGUAAAUUUGAAAAAAUUGUUUGGCUGGGAAGUGGAAAUAAAUAAACACAUGUAAAGAUUUUGUGCCAUGCAGACACUUUGUUGAGGAAGAUUUAGUCAGUCUGUCAUCCAGUGAAUACAGGCCUAAUAAUAUCUCUAGUUAGUAUAACAAUAUAUAGACAUGAAUUACUUAAUGUGACUGUUACUUCACUGAUGCUAAAUGUUCUUUCAUGCUCCGCAAUGCAAAACAUCGAAAGUGCAUUCUUUAUCUUUUAAUGCUAUGAAUGAUGACCAUGAGAAUUGUCACAUAAAUGUCGUGGUUAGGAUUAAAAUAAUCAGAUUUAACGAAUUGCCAAAAAAAUGCUAUGCCAAACAAACUAGAGUAACAUGACUUAAAUGUUAAAUUUUUCAGCCAAAGGACCCCUUGCAAAAGAAGCCAAAAGCCGACCUGCACCUAUUUCCUCUAACAAAAAACCUGCAUCACAAACAGGGAAACAAAAACAGCCUCCUUCAAGUCAAAGACCAGGAUCCUCAAAAUUGCCCAGAAAACUGUCUGCAGCACCCAGCAAUGCUAGUGACAGUGCAUCUGUAACAAGCAGCAUUAAAGACCAGGAUAACUUAGAUGAUCUACAUGAUGCUGAUAUUGACACUGUGUCGGUAAGCACUGACACAUCAGAUCGUGAUACAAGGUUGCCAUCUUAUGGACAUUUCCAGCAAGAUGAAGCGGAUGGAAAAGUUGAAUCUCCUAUUGAAGUACCUAGCUGUAGGAUAAUGCCGCCUGAUAUCCUCAGUGAGACACCUUAUCUAAGCAAGCAUUCCAUCGGCAUUCAGGUUGAAGAUGAUAGCGACUCGAAGACUAUCCAAGCUCUCAAAGAAAAAGGACGACAUCUUCAUGAGCUGGUAAAACAGAGGACAGAGCUUUGUUGGCAGCUUCAAGAUCAAAUUGAUGAGGAUAGCCUUGAUUUUGUUUCAGCUUCUGUCAUGAUUCUUUCUGUUGUUCAUAAGGUAAGAGGGAAUGUUUUACUAAUAUCAAUGUCAUAGUCACCAACAUUAAAAAUAAAAAUGGAUAUGCUCAUCUUAUAUCUGACAUGAUAUUAAUUUUUUCUUCUGUGAAAACUCAGUUACAGUGGAGUCAAAGGUGUUCAGACCAACUGCAAAGGAAAAUACAGUCCACCAUGGAGGAGCUAAGUGUUAUUCAAGAAAAACUUGGUAAGCUUAGCUUUAUUUUGUUAAAUACCAAUGAAAUAUGCAGAUUACCAUGUAAAAGUGCUUUUGACAAGGUUUCACUACAAAUGGUCCCAUCCUUGGGAUUUGGUCCACAGACUUAAACGUUGGAACUGCUAUCUAAAUAAAAUAAUUAUCAAAUAGUACCAUGCAGUAAAACUGCCGAGGAGGAUUUUGUCUAGGGUGAUUCUCUAAUGAUCCUGCAGGUCACUCACUGUUAAUCACUCCCUUCCUUAUCUAAUGGACAACAAUAGCCAAAACAUUAUACCAGUUCUCUCUAUUGUGGUUAAAUUGUAUCCUUGGUUUGAAUUUUAUUUUCCUUUGUCUGAAACCUUUUAUCAUACAUAAUGGUAAACCAAAAACAAAAGAAAAAAUAAGCCAAGGGUAAAAUUGAACUACAUCAUCUCCCCAUUAGCUUUAAAGAGUUGAAAAGGUUCAUGUUUUUGUCUAUACAGCUGAAGAGGAGGCUAACAGUGUUAAGCUACAAGAGGAGAUGAUGUAUCAGAGCAGUGAGCAUGCUGUUGCUAUAGAAACACUUAAGGCUGAUUAUGAAAAUGUGUUGGAAAGGACAAGCAAUGAACUAAAGAUGAAACAUGAGGGAGAAAUUGCAUUAGGUAAGACAUUGGAUUUGGGAUUUAUCUUAAAAGUUAUCAAUGGAGCUGAAAUUAAGGAAUAACAACCUUGUUCUUAUGUGAGCAACCAUCCGUAAACGACCACCUACUGAGGAUGUGCAGAUUGGUAGUUUUUUAAGGGAGGUGGUUGUGUACCUGAGGUUCCUAUGUUUACCUUGUAAGUCCACAUACAAAUUGUCCAGAUUGAUCUCUGUCCAUUUACUUGAAAAAGUACUCGAGAGAGUUUGUUUAAAGAUCAAGGCAAUUUCCUUUGGGGAUCAUUUCAUCAAUUAUUGUAACCCCUCUAUGUGAUGUAAUGUAUCGAUGUAUCGAUAUUGUUAGGAGAAAAUUGAUGUUGUUUACUUAAGGUUCUUUGAGUGGGAAAAUAUUUUGGGUAUUUUGAAACUGAGUAAUCAGUUACUUAUGAGAGGUGCUCACUGCACAUAAAGGUUUGACUGGUAUUAUUGUUCCAAUUAUUGAUGUAUUGGUCAAUUUAAAACUCGAUUAGUGCUAGUAUAGAGUGCUGAGGGAAUUGAAUGACUACACUCAGGCCUCUCUUUUUGAUCAUUCCCAUAAUCAAUGUCAGCACCUUUGAAUUAUGGACAGUUCGCAGUGUUGAGGUCCAAAAGGUACUAAUCUUUGUGCGAUGUCUAAAUCUAUAACACUGAUAAUCUGCCGGUAUUGUUUUGGUUUAGCUAUUGAAACACACAAGGCACAAGUUCAUGAAAUGAGACAGCAUCAUGAGAAAGAGGUAUUAUGUUUAUUAUUAUGGUUAUUUGUUAUUACAAAACAAACUAAAAAUAAAUUUUAUCGCAUAAAAUGAUGGUUAGGUGCCACCUCAGUAGCCUCUUCAUUUGCAGACUAAAAAUUCAGCUGUCAUUUUUUUGUGAUAAAAAGGUUAUUUGCUCAAGAACUUAACUGAAUGGCUAAAGAAUACGAAUAACAAAAACAAAAUUUAGUAGUUGCAGCGCGAAGGAACCGUGAAGAUCAAGAGUAGAUAGGUGAUACUUGCAUCCAAUUUUUUGUACACCAAAGAAUUCUUAGCAUUAAGUUUGUUAGAAUUUCAGUCUAAGCGUAAUUAUUUCUUCCUGUAUUGCCAUCGUAAUGGCUUAAAACCCCUUCUAAUGGGUUGAUAAAUGUAUGAUCUUUUUGCAGGUGUGCGAGCUGAAGAAGUCUCAUGAAGAGGUUAUAGCGUCCGUUAAGGAGGCACAUAGAGAUGAAAUUGUGGAACUGGAGAGCAAACAUUCCAGUGCAACUGACGGUAAGUAGAGGGGACCGCGAUCGGGUGUGAACUUGUUUGGUGGGCAUGGGAAGUGUUUGUUGAAUUAGCUAUGAUGACUCAGAAACCUUUUUGAUGCGGUGCAUCAUCGUCAAAUAAAAAGUCAUCCAAAGGGAGAUCCUUCUCGUGAUCUCUUAAAUCCUGUUUUCCCCCACCCCUCCCACCCCCUUACCAUACUUUACUUUGUACUUAUAAUUGACGAACCGUUAUUGGGUAAGCAGUGUUGAAUUUUGAGCUUGAAGAAGAUAGACGCUUAAACUCACAGGCAAUUCUGGACUGAAAUCUGCUUUUUAGAACUUGUUGAAGAACACCAAGUGGAAAUUGAAACCAUCAAAGCUGAUUACGACGAACAGCAGUUAGAAUUCAAGGUGAGGCUGACUAGAAUACAAACUGGGACCAGUUCGGUAAUCUACGUUUAACAAAACAUUCUACAUUUUAUGUCGAGGGGUAGAUUUGGAGAAAAGGUUGUUUAUCUCGAAGAUUUAGAAAAUCAAUCUGUUAGGAUCGCCUAGCGUAGCUACCAUGCGAAGAAGACACGGAAAGACAAUUAAGGUGCGUUCCGGAGCAAAUGGGAAUCGACUGGAAGUGUACGUAGGUUUCAAGGAAAAUGGAAAACUUGAGACCAGGAAAAAAAAAACACUUUCAACAUAUAAAGGCUUUGCUUAAUAUCUCUGGUCAGAUGGUGGAGAGUUGAAUGCUCUAACGCCUAUCACCCAAUCACCCUUAGUCUGCCUGUUAUUUCCCUCCUUCUUCAAUGAUUCCAAUUAUUAAGCGGGAUGAAAAUAUGGAAUGUGUAACGUUUAACAAUGAAAUGGUAUGUACGUAAUAUAAAAAGACAUAAUUGCUUAAAGAGAUAAUGGAAAGGGAGAAAAAUGCUUUUUCAUGUGCGACAAUCAUUUGAAUUCCCUUAUAGGAAAAAUAUGACAAAGUAGUGAGUGACUGCAGCAUGUUGAACAAGAAACUUCAGCAAACGCAGGAUCAGAAUCAGAAGGAUAUUGAAACAAGGAUUCAGGUUAUUAUGUUUAUAAUUAUGUCAAUUAUAAAUUAUAAAUUAUACUUAUGUCGAUUUUGUCAAGAGCAGUUAUCUCGUUAAACUACUAGUUUUUUUCUCUCUCGCGCGCUUUUAAGAUUAGUUUUUUGUUAUCGAUCCAUUUAACAGCGCGCGUUAAGCUUAAAUGUUCCGUCGCCAGGCUUUUGGAAGUGUGACACAAGACUAGAAAAAGAAAGUGGAGUGAAAAAAAAAAUGGGAGAAAGGUUGAGUUGUGGUUUUGUUUGGGAAACUCAACUUUGUUUUGAACAUUGUCUGUUUCAGAAUUCAUUAAGAAUACUUUUCGGCGCCAUGUUGAAUGCACGGUAGCCAGCGCCAUUGUUUACUGUAUUUGAAGUCACUUAUCGUCUUUUCAGUCGCUUGUUCUGGUUAAGAAUGUACCACUGACGCCGUUGUUUGUAAGAAUGCCAUGAUCCUAAGUUGAACGUCUUCCAAAUACGCUGCAACUACGAUUCUGCAUUUUUUUUAGGAAGAGAUUAAGAAGUAUGAAUCGCUGCCGGCAGAACUUGACAGCCUAAAAGCCGUGCUUGAAAUGAAGAACGAGGAAAUAAAACGGCUGAGAAAGGAAAAGAUGGAGAAACACUUGGAGGUAUUUAAUAUGUACUUCCUGGCAUUUCCUUAUGUUGUAUGUUAUUUCCUUGCUUUUUCACUGCAAAGAGUGUUCUAAAUCAUACUCCAAGCAAAAUUAAAAAUUCUUUUAAAUGCUGAAAAGCAAGUAGCACCGUUUGUAUGUUUUUUCCAAUGUAAAAUUGGGAAAAUUGAGAAAUGAGAUUGAGAGUUGAGAUGUGAUCAAGGAACUAACGUUGUCGUAAAAUUAAUAUUAAAAACUUUUCGGUUUUAGCUGGAGAAACUAGAAGAUAUCAAGACGCAGACUCAAAAACUGCAACACGAAAACGAGUCACUAUCAUUCGUCGUGGAAACAAAGUCGAGAUUUGAAAGGUGAGUAUAUUUUAUUGAAGGGUGUGUGUAUUUUACUAACCUCGUCCGUCACUGAAAAUCAAGACGAACACAAGAAGUCUCGUAACAAUUAGAUAUUUGCAGGGGCAGCAAUCGCUUCUAGACUAGUCUGUCCCAUUUGAUUUCAUUUCAAAAAUCUCGCAUUCUGAAACUCAGCUAAUAGAAACCUUAAGGGCCUGUUAUUUAAAUGAAGUUUAGCCAGUGUUUAACAAAACCACGUUCAGAGCCAUUUUCAGUUUGCCCGACGCUUUAAUGGAAGCACCAUCCAUCGCGAACAGUUUCAUCAAAGCAUAUGGAUUAGACUAGAAAAGCAUUUGUCUUCUUCAAAUAACCCACUGAGGAAGAGAUCUGUAGGUCUAAAGAUUUCCUAAACUACGUUCUAAGUUAGACUUCGUUUAAAUAACCGACCCUAAGAUUCUAAACGACUGCUACGAGUACUAGAUUUUCUCAAUACUUAACGUAGUGCGCGCGUGUGAACCAGCGUAAUUUUGGCGGGAAAAUUGAUAGCCGUCGUCAUUCUACUACUAGUUCUAGCGAGAAUGUCGUUGAGACGUAAACAAUAUGUCAAAUGUCACAUUUCGUCUAGUAGACGUUUUAUCAUAAUUUUGCGACCGGGAGAGGGCUCAACGUCCUUCAGGAAUACAAAUAACAGUUCUAACCCUUCUGGUAAAAGCUUCCCGGUGGUGACUUUUUAAGAAUACGCAAAGAAACUUUAAGUUAAAUCUCUUCUUCGGAGUUGACUUUGUCCUCGAAUCUAAAUGUUUCUUAUAACGUCAUUUAGUACCACAGAAACUAAUGGGAUUCAAUUAAGGCCUUUCGAGGGUAAGUCUCCCUCGCAGCCGUUUUUGUCUCGUCACGCCAUGCUCCUCCCCUCUCUUUGCUGGGGAGGAGUGCUGCGUUACGAGACAAAAACGGCUGCGAUGAAGACUGUUGGAGCACUAGCCUUUUGUCAGAGCUAAUCGUGACCCCUAUUUGGUACCAAAAGAUUCAGUCUUUGAUAAGAUUUGAUAAGAAAGUUUGAGGUUCAUGGCCGGGUGAUGUGCGCAAACUGAAGACCCGCACCCAAUAAGUCAGCUUUGUCGUCUAUUUCUGAGACAUGCAAAUAGCGUUUUGAUGUAGUACCACAUGCGAAAUACUUUUAAAGUUAAACUGAAACUUUUUUUUCAUUUCUCUUUACUUAUAUUUCAGACAGCUUUCUGUUGAACGUGACUCGUUAAGGAACAGUUUAGAACGAGAGAGCGCAAAGAGUAAAAGACUUUCGUUAGAAAAUGAAGAACUGCAAUGGCGCUUAAUAAAUAGCACCAGUCCUCCAGGUACCCCAUCUGAUGACGGCCGCCCUCUGUCGGCUUCCAGCCGAAACAGCUUUCGUCUCUCAGCAAGUUUUCCUGACGUUGAAGCCAUAGAUGAGUAAAGAAAGACCGAUUUUGAGAAGUCUGCCUUUUCGAGCGCGCGCUGUACAAAUUCUGUGACAUUUAUGCAUCCUGAUCAAUACGUAUAACCUUUUCUCAACUCAGAAAUAAUUGUGCUUACCUUUAUAAGGUUAAGGAUGCCGCUUUAUAUAAUACGCUGUAGUAAAUCAAUGUUUACGUGCUUGCUUCGCCUUACUUGCGGUCGAAGUUUGGUAGGUGACCUUUGCCUUCAGGCCUCGAAUUAACACUUUUUCCUCAGUGCACAGUCAUUUAUAAACUGCGUGCCUUGUCAUACUGAAAUAAAUCAACACUGGAAUUACUCCGGUUACUGUAGUCCCUCUGUAAAACCGGCAUGACUUCAAACUUAGAUAGAACGUCAUGUUAAAUGAAACUAUUGAUAGGAAAUUGUAUUUUUAUAGGGGAAACAUAUCGUACCAAUUUGGCAAAGUAACAUUUCGCUCAGUUAGUUGGCAGCAUCCCCGUACUGCUUUACGUCGACAGUAAAAUCAUCGAAAAAAGAAAUGUUCACCAAGAACUAAAAAAAUUCCAUUGUUUACACCAACGGAAGCUCUUGGAAACACAAACGUCAACGAACAGAAAGACCAGCCAAAUAAAUGGAUGAAUAGGAAGAAUUUUAUGUGAAGUUAGUAAAGGAUGAGAAAUAUUAUUAAGAAUGAAUGAGACUGAAUGAUUUUCUGAUUUUUUUUAGUGAGUGAGUGAAUUUAUGUAUAUAAGCAGUAUGCAACCCCAUUCAGUUAGAAUAUUCUUGACACAAGUGAAAAAGGGGGCUUUAAAUUAACCAAUUUUAGCGGAAUUUUAAUGGUUGCUAAAGGUAGCUUUUCCGCAUAUUUAAUGAAAAUACUUAGAAUUGUUUUAAUGAAAUUCAUUGCGCAUCAUAGAUCUUUCUUCUGGAGUCAGUUGAAAUUUAUUUUGUUAAAGCUUUUUGCCUAUAAAGAUUAUUAUAUUUUCUUUCCCUAAUUUAAAUUUAUGCGGUGUUUUAUCGCUGCCGAACGAAAUUUAUUUUAGAAUUUGAAUUAUACCUAUAUUAAAAUAAUAAUUGUAUUAUGAAGUGAAAUAAAGAAUGCUUUUUCUUCAAGUUAUUGAUAUUAACUGAACGGUUUACAAUUAGUGCAUAUAGUGUACUGGCUAGAGAAUACGUUACAUGAAUAUAUUUUUUUAAUAUCUGUAUGUAAACUGAAAUAAAUAUACC